UGUAGCAAUGGCACGUACGAAGCAGACGGCCCGCAAGUCCACCGGCGGCAAGGCCCCGCGCAAGCAGCUGGCCACCAAGGCUGCCCGCAAGAGCGCGCCGGCCACGGGCGGCGUGAAGAAGCCGCACCGCUACCGGCCCGGCACCGUGGCGCUGCGCGAGAUCCGGCGCUACCAGAAGUCCACGGAGCUGCUGAUCCGCAAGCUGCCGUUCCAGCGCUUGGUGCGCGAGAUCGCGCAGGACUUCAAGACCGACCUGCGCUUCCAGAGCUCGGCCGUCAUGGCGCUGCAGGAGGCGAGCGAGGCCUACCUGGUGGGCCUGUUCGAGGACACCAACCUGUGCGCCAUCCACGCCAAGAGGGUCACCAUCAUGCCCAAGGACAUCCAGCUGGCCCGCCGUAUUCGCGGAGAGAGGUUACACUCUGCUCAAGCAGCUAUGGCACGUACGAAGCAGACGGCCCGCAAGUCCACCGGCGGCAAGGCCCCGCGCAAGCAGCUGGCCACCAAGGCUGCCCGCAAGAGCGCGCCGGCCACGGGCGGCGUGAAGAAGCCGCACCGCUACCGGCCCGGCACCGUGGCGCUGCGCGAGAUCCGGCGCUACCAGAAGUCCACGGAGCUGCUGAUCCGCAAGCUGCCGUUCCAGCGCCUGGUGCGCGAGAUCGCGCAGGACUUCAAGACCGACCUGCGCUUCCAGAGCUCGGCCGUCAUGGCGCUGCAGGAGGCGAGCGAGGCCUACCUGGUGGGCCUGUUCGAGGACACCAACCUGUGCGCCAUCCACGCCAAGAGGGUCACCAUCAUGCCCAAGGACAUCCAGCUGGCCCGCCGCAUCCGCGGGGAGAGGGCGUAAUUUCCCAUCCGCUCAUUGCUGCAAAAGGCUCUUUUCAGAGCCCCCACAUUUUCCCCAA
This is a messenger RNA of Meriones unguiculatus (Mongolian gerbil), 902 nucleotides long. RefSeq lists its product as uncharacterized. Bases 8 to 844 code for a protein of 278 amino acids. The record is from RefSeq and is a predicted model, not a curated record. NCBI's taxonomy places the organism in Eukaryota, Metazoa, Chordata, Mammalia, Rodentia, Muridae. Gene Ontology annotation, cellular component: nucleosome. The transcript has 2 exons. Gene Ontology annotation, molecular function: structural constituent of chromatin; protein heterodimerization activity; DNA binding.